Molecule: messenger RNA, 2511 nt
Organism: Oryza brachyantha (malo sina)
Lineage: Eukaryota; Viridiplantae; Streptophyta; Magnoliopsida; Poales; Poaceae
Product: UDP-glycosyltransferase TURAN
Exons: 17
Coding region: 464-1885 (473 amino acids)
Cellular component (GO): endoplasmic reticulum
Molecular function (GO): mannosyltransferase activity
Source: RefSeq, a predicted model, not a curated record
CUAGCGUCGGCUCGUCCUCCCAUCAGGCAGCCACGCCCGACACCGCCUUCCCCCAGUUCCCCGCCGAUCUGCACGGUCGCCGCUGCCUUCUCCCCGGCCUCCGCGCCCUGCCCCCUUGGGACUCCGCGGCCCACCGGCCUCCCGGCCGCCGCCUCCCCCUGCAGCUGCGGCCAGGCUGCGUCCUCAGGCCCGGCGGCAGGUCGCCGCGGCCACCCCCCUGCAGCCGCGCCAUCCCCGGCCGCCGUGGCCAUCUCGCCGCCUCGGGGCGGCGCCAGCAGUUCUCCUCCCCCCGGCAGCAGCAAUACCCGGCCGUCGUGCUGCCAGCUCUCCUCCCCCGGCACCUCCAGAUCCUUGGUGUAUCUAGAUCCAGGAUUUGGAGCCCUACCAAGUAGGCAUACAUCUCAUCUGCACUCCUUGUGGGGUGGUUGGAUCCGAAAUUUCCACACUCUGAAGGCAAGUGGAAAUGGCGGCAGCAAUGGAGACAGGGAAGAGGAAGCGCGCGGCGGUGGUAGUUCUGGGAGACAUUGGGCGCAGCCCUCGCAUGCAGUAUCAUUCCCUCUCCCUUGCCAACCAGGCUGGUAUGGAAGUGGACAUUGUUGCAAAUGGAGGAAGUGACCCACAUCUAUUAUUGAGAGAAAACCCAUCAAUUCACAUCCACGAAAUGAAAUCAGUUCAGUUAACAGGAAUAUCAAAGAUAUCUGGUGCCCUGACGCUGCUACUUAAAGCUGUCAUCCAGUUUAUUGUAUUGAUUUGGUACCUUUCUUUCAAAAUUCCUCGCCCUGAUGUCUUCAUUGUUCAGAAUCCACCCUCUGUUCCAACAUUGGCUGCUGUAAAACUGGCUAGCUGGUUAAGAGGUGCUAAGUUUAUUGUGGAUUGGCAUAACUUUGGAUAUACAUUGCUUGGGCUGUCUCAUGGCAGAAGUCAUAUCAUAGUUAAAAUCUACUUCUGGUUUGAGAAGCAUUUUGGACGGAUGGCUGAUGGUGCAUUCUGUGUUACAAAAGCAAUGAAGCAUGAGCUUGAUCAAAAAUGGGGGAUCAAUGCAACAGUUCUUUAUGAUCAAUCUCCUGAAUUUUUCCGUCCUGCUUCAUUGACAGAGAAACAUGAGUUGUUUAGCAGGUUGGGGAAUUCCAUUUGUAGUGCUAUUGGCAAUGAUGAUUGCAUCUCUGUUGAGAAAGAAGUGGAAGACAGGAACACUACUGUCUUUACAAGCCAGAUCGAUGGUGAAGUAUUCUUGAAGCCUAAUAGACCGGCUCUUGUUGUCAGCAGCACAAGCUGGACACAAGAUGAAGAUUUCAGCAUACUUCUGGAAGCAGCACUUAUGUAUGAUAGACGUGUCGCUGCAACUUUAGGAGAAGAUGACUCAGUGGAUGAGAGGGAACUUUGGACUGAUAUCAAGAAUGGGAAACAAUUUUUGUACCCAAGAUUGCUAUUCAUUAUCACUGGUAAAGGACCUGAUAGGAAGAAGUAUGAAGAGCAAAUAAAAAGGUUGAAACUGAGGCGUGUUGCCUUUCGGACUAUGUGGCUUGCAUCAGAGGACUACCCUCUUUUACUUGGAUCGGCUGAUCUAGGUGUAUCAUUACAUACAUCCUCUUCAGGGCUGGACCUACCAAUGAAGGUGGUUGAUAUGUUUGGAUGUGGAUUACCAGUUUGUGCUGCUUCGUUCUCUUGCAUUGACGAGCUUGUAAAAGUAAAUAAUAAUGGACUGCUUUUCUCAACAUCUUCUGAGCUUGCCGAUGAACUUAUGAUGCUGUUUAAGGGUUUUCCAGAAGAAUGUGAUGACUUGAAAUCCCUCAAGGUUGGUGCCUUGAAUACUGGGUCAUCUUCCAAAUGGUCGACAGAAUGGGAACGUCAUGCACUCCCCUUGGUGAACCAGGUCAUAGGUUGAAAUGCACGACGGCAUUCAUCGGAUAGGCAAAUCAUGUAUUAUUAUUCUUUACAGCUUGCUUGAAGCUCAUCCCAGGUAUUAUAGGCGCACUAUGCACUUGAGUGACAAUAUGUACAUUUGAAGGUCGGGGAGAGAUUAUCGUAUAUUUGUUUGCUUACACCAGCUGUCGCGACGACAAAUUUCUACCAGGGCAUUGCAAUUAUUUGUCGUGGCAGAAGCUACCACCAAAAUGUCCUGUAGGCCUCUAACUAAUCGCCAUGCAUUCCUUGAGCGACUUCAAUUCUUCAAGGCCAACAAACUGUGUUAUUUGGCCAGAGCCUUUGUAACACAUGUCCAAGUUUCAGGAUGUUAUAGAAACUAGAGCUGACUAUUAUCUUGAUCUUGGACCUGACACGAAUGUCCAGUCGUAUUUAUUUGGUAAGCAAAAGAGAAAUCCAUUUUGUAACAUACUCCCACCUUUUGUAAACAGGCAUGUACAUGUACGUUGUACCAAAAACAAAUGGUUCUCUCUCUAAAAAAAUUCCAGGAGAUCGCCCUCGUUUCGUCUUUACUGCCACCACUAUUCAGAUUUCCAAGACGAUGUCUGGGGAGAGUUCAAAGACGGAAAAACAUCAAAUUUCCUGGUA